AUGGCGACAGAAGCCGUGAUGGUCGCAGAGGCGCCCGCUGGGGCAUCCAACGAGGUCAAGCUCUUCGGCAAGUGGUCCUUCGCAGCGGAGGAGAUCACGGUGAACGACUUGUCGCUUGCCGACUACAUCGCCGUCAAGCACGCCAUCACCGUGCCGCACACUGCCGGCCGUUACUCAGCCAAGCGCUUCCGCAAGGCGAACUGCCCGAUCAUUGAGCGGUUGACGAACAGUCUGAUGAUGCACGGGCGCAACAACGGCAAGAAGAUGAUGGCGGUGCGCAUCGUGCAGCACGCCAUGGAGAUCAUCCACCUGCUCACCGACCAGAACCCCAUCCAAGUCAUCGUCGACGCCAUCGUCAACAGCGGGCCGCGCGAGGACGCGACGAGGAUCGGGUCGGCGGGAGUCAUUCGGCGCCAGGCCGUCGACAUCUCGCCGCUGCGACGAGUCAACCAGGCCAUCGCGCUGCUGACGACGGGCGCGCGCGAGGCGUCGUUCCGCAACGUGAAGACGAUCGCGGAGUGCCUGGCGGACGAGCUCAUCAACGCCGCCAAGGGCAGCUCCAACAGCUACGCCAUCAAGAAGAAGGAUGAGAUUGAGCGUGUUGCCAAGGCCAAUCGUUAA
Closterium sp. Naga37s-1 is the source of this 621-nucleotide messenger RNA. The record is from the annotation of a GenBank genome assembly. Lineage: Eukaryota; Viridiplantae; Streptophyta; Zygnematophyceae; Desmidiales; Closteriaceae.